Messenger RNA from Trichoderma breve, 1020 nucleotides. RefSeq names its product ankyrin repeats (3 copies) domain-containing protein. Gene Ontology annotation, molecular function: protein binding. The transcript has a single exon. The coding region runs from base 1 to 1020 and encodes 339 amino acids. The record is from RefSeq and is a predicted model, not a curated record. NCBI's taxonomy places the organism in Eukaryota, Fungi, Ascomycota, Sordariomycetes, Hypocreales, Hypocreaceae.
AUGUCAUUCCACGAUCUACCCAUCGAACUCUGCACCAAAAUUAUGCGGGACUUGGCUUCCCAAGGUAAUCUCAAAUCCCUAUCAUCACUUUCUGAAACAUGCUGGUCAUUGUAUCACGCAGGAAAUCCCAUUCUCUAUGAGUGGAAUAUUGAGCAUCAAGAAUGUUCUGGAUUCAAAUGGGCUGUCUCCAACGAUCAAGUUAAUACACUGAAGAAGUUUCUGCAAUACGGAGUAGCAGUCAAUUAUUCACUUCGUUACCGCGAGGACCAACGUGACGAGCUUGUGGCUCCUCUAUGGCUAGCGGCAAGGCACGGAUCUAUCGAGGUUGUGCGUCACUUCUUUACUCUCCCAGACGUUGACUGGAAUUGGGCGAGUGAAGACUUUCACGAUACGCCACUACACGUUGCGAUAGAAUCGGGACAUACCGACUUAGCUUUACUGCUUCUUUCUCAUCAAGAAGUUCUGGUAAAUGCUGAAGAUGGAGCAGGAUGGACGCCAUUUAUUUACGCUGUUUCGGAGGGAGAUGACGCAUUGGUUAAACAUCUGCUCUCCAUUAACUCAGUCGACCCAGACCACCGAACACGUACUGGCAAGUCGGCGCUCUUCAUUGCGGCGGAUUGGGGUCGAAGCACAGACAUCGUCAAGCUCCUGCUCGAUACCGGAAGAGUUGAUGUUAAUUUUGUUAGUCUAGAAACUCUCGACACGCCGCUAACCGCUGCCAAGCGACCAGACGUCGUGAAGCUUCUUGUUGAGCAUCCUGAUAUCGAUGUCAAUUUUACACCAGCAGGUAGUGCCGCGCCUAUCACCAUUGCGGCGGAGGAGGGUCGUUUGGAGAUAGUAAAGAUCCUGCUUACACACCCAGAUAUUGACCCCGACGGAUCAGAAUACCCUCCAGAAGCGCCCAUCCUUCGCGCGGCAGAGGGGGGCCAUGAGAAAGUUGUUUCCGUGUUACUUGCUGACGACAGAGUAGGACAGGAAAGUCGACGAUUGUUGGCAAAAAAGUAUCCGCGGUUUUUAUGA